AUAGUGAUGUACAUCGGCCAGGUCUCCAAGGACAUCCUGAAGUGGCCUCGGCCCCUCUCGCCACCUGUCGUCAAGCUGGAAAUGAGGACGGAUGCAGAGUACGGGAUGCCUUCCACCCACGCCAUGGCAGCCACUGCCAUCUCCUUCUCCUUCUUCAUUGCAACCAUGAACCAGUACCAGUAUCCGUUCGAACUAGGCCUGGUAGCAGCGUUUGUGUUUUCGACGCUGGUGUGUCUCAGCAGGCUCUACACGGGGAUGCACACCGUCCUGGACGUGAUCGGCGGAGCGCUGAUUUCAGCUGCGCUGCUCAUGCUCUUGUAUCCUGCGUGGGACAUGAUAGAUCACUUGCUGUUAACUAGUCCCUUCUGCCCACUGCUUUCCAUAGUUGUGCCUCUUGUCUUAUGUUACAACUACCCCAAACUGGACUAUUACAGCCCUACCAGGGGAGACACCACUACUAUCUUAGGAGCAGGAGCUGGAGCAACUGUGGGAUUUUGGUUAAAUAACCAGUAUGCCGCGCCAGCCUACGCCAGUGAAAAUUUUCAGCUUGGAUUUCCUCUGAUUACCAGUAAAAUAGUGGUGAUAGUGCUAGCUAGGUUCUUUGUAGGGAUCUUUGUUGUUCUAUUGACGCGCCAGCUCAUGAAGAGUGUGGUACUCGGCGUGCUGGGUUAUCGGUACAAGUUUCCUAUUGGCGACCUGGAAGCCCGAAGACGACUGGAAGUCGAAGUGCCAUACAAAUUUAUAACGUACUCCUCAGUUGGCUUCAGUGCUACCGUGAUUGUGCCGCUGCUGCACGAGCUGUUAGGAUUGAUGUGA
Fulmarus glacialis (Northern fulmar) is the source of this 816-nucleotide messenger RNA. RefSeq names its product sphingosine-1-phosphate phosphatase 2 (gene SGPP2). The annotation marks the transcript as partial. Gene Ontology annotation, biological process: phospholipid dephosphorylation; sphingosine metabolic process. The record is from RefSeq and is a predicted model, not a curated record. Lineage: Eukaryota; Metazoa; Chordata; Aves; Procellariiformes; Procellariidae. Gene Ontology annotation, molecular function: sphingosine-1-phosphate phosphatase activity. The transcript is spliced from 3 exons. Gene Ontology annotation, cellular component: endoplasmic reticulum membrane.